UCUACAAAAUCUUUGUGGCGACAUCUAUAGACUCUUUCCCCAACUUGUAUAUCCAUCUCAAGUCACGUGGCUCCCAGAGUUUCCCCAUUUUUUCAAGUAUAAGUUCUCGGGCCCUGGCUACAUUGCUACAUUCCAUCCAUAUUCCAUAGUAUAUUGUCAAAUCGAUGGUCAAAACUAUUGUAAAUGGUAAUUUUAAUCAUGAAUAUUUUUAAAUAUAAAUUUAAUUUUAUAAACUUUAAUGAAUACUUGAAUUAUAAUUUAGUAUUUCUUACAACUAAACGAUACAAGAGCUUUAAUAAUGUACCGGGUCCUGUAUCUCUGCCUGUACUAGGAACACUUUACCAAUAUUUUCCUAUAAUAGGUUUUUAUAGAUUUGAUGAAUUGUACUAUAAUGGUCUUAAGAAAUAUAGAAAAUUUGGACCUAUUAUUAGAGAAGAAAUGGUACCAGGAGUUAAUAUUGUGUGGUUGUUUGAUCCCAAGGAUAUAGAAAUUAUGUUUCGUUGUGAAGGAAAGUAUCCUCUUAGGAGAAGUCAUUUAGCUCUACAAAAGUAUCGCUUAGACAGACCAAGUGUAUAUAAUUCUGGAGGCUUAUUACCAACAAAUGGCCCAGAAUGGUUUAGAAUUAGGACUGCUUUUCAAAAAGGGUUGAGUAGUCCUUCGUCUGUAAAACAUUUUUUGGAAGGAUCUGAUCAAAUAAUACAGGAAUGGUUGAAUGUAGUAGAAGAGUUCAGUAAAAAACCCAACGUGGAUUAUCUUCCUGAACUAUCGAGGUUAUUUUUAGAAUUAACUGGUGAAGCUGCAUUAGAUGUUCGAUUAAAUAGUUUCUCAAAAGAUGAGCGUACCAAAAAUUCAAGAACUUCUAAGCUUAUAAAUGCUGCUCUGGAAACCAAUUCCUGUAUAUUGAAAACUGAUAAUGGACCUCAGUUAUGGAGAAAAAUUGAAACACCUUUAUAUAAAAGACUUCGCAAAUCUCAGGAGUACAUGGAAGAAGUUGCUAUAGAUCUGUUGUCACUAAAGAUGUCACUUUUUAAUGAAAGGGGCAAGGACACCCCGCUGACUCUUUUAGAAACAUAUUUAUCAUCACCAGAAUUAGAUUUUAAAGAUGUAAUUGGCAUUGUCUGUGAUUUUUUACUCGCAGGGAUUGAUACAUCAACAUAUACAACAAGUUUUUUACUGCAUCAUCUGGCAAAAAAUCCAACAGUUCAAAAUAGCUUAUACCAAGAGGCUUCCAAACUUUUAACAUCACUAACUAGCCCUGUAACCAGUGAUGUGCUGCAGCAAGCAAUAUAUGCCAAAGCUGUGUUAAAAGAAUCUUUAAGAUUAAGACCAAUUUCAAUAGGAGUAGGAAGAGUUUUGCAGAAAGAGGCUGUAUUUUCCGGAUAUUCAGUACCCCCUGAAACAGUUGUUGUUAGUCAGAAUCAAGUAUCCUGCCGACUCGAGGAGUACUUCGCAUAUCCAGAGGAGUUUAAGCCAGAGAGAUGGAUAAAAAAUAAUCCACUAUAUAAGCAGUCACAUCCAUUUUUAUUACUGCCAUUUGGUCAUGGACCUAGAACAUGUAUUGCAAGAAGAUUGGCUGAACAAAAUAUACUUGUGUUACUUUUAAAAAUUGUAAGAAACUUCCGAAUAGGUUGGAAUGGAGGUAAAUUAGAUUCAAAGUCUUUGUUAAUAAAUGUACCAGAUGGGCCAAUAUCUUUGACUUUUUUCAAGAGGUUAAAGUGAAUUUGAUUAUAAAAACAUACUCUAAUAAAAAUUAUAGAUUUAAAUACAUAUUUUAAUAAUAAUUUUAUAAUGUCUUGUGUAUGGAUUUCAAGGAUACAUAGAGUGUGUACCCGGAUGGGGUACCUCACUCUUGUAAACUUUUUAUUGUUGAUUUUUUGAGAAAAAGUUAUACUUAAUAAAAAGUUUUGUUUAACUUGG
Molecule: messenger RNA, 1917 nt
Organism: Anoplophora glabripennis (Asian longhorned beetle)
Lineage: Eukaryota; Metazoa; Arthropoda; Insecta; Coleoptera; Cerambycidae
Product: cytochrome P450 302a1, mitochondrial-like
Exons: 8
Coding region: 184-1719 (511 amino acids)
Molecular function (GO): oxidoreductase activity, acting on paired donors, with incorporation or reduction of molecular oxygen; heme binding; monooxygenase activity
Source: RefSeq, a predicted model, not a curated record